CUCAUCUCGGAUUCUCCAGGGAGACUUUAUUACCUCGCCAUCUGGCCCAAUGCCGUCACAACAUUCAAUCGCACGUUUCCCGCACCUUCACGGCCGAUAGAAACUCUCGUCACGCACCUCGACAUCUGGCCGUCGACCCCCUUCCGCACCAAACCCUCCCUACACGCACGUACGUAGCCGCGAGCGCGCCCUCACGACACGCACGAUGCUUAACUCUCGCCGCGCCCUCGUGGCGGCGGUCUUCAUCCUCAUUGUCUUUUUCCUCAUUACCCGAUCGCACGAUUCGAGCUCGGACGUCGCGUCAUCAAAUACCAAAACUGAAAAGACCUCCUCGUCGAAUAAUGGCGGCAGCGCUGCUGACCCCCUUGCUGCGGCCGCCGAGAUACCCCCCGAGAAGCCCAAGCCGGCGCCUGCCCAGAAGCCGAGGAAGGACAUGUCGCGCAUGAGCACAUACGACAAGCUCGCCUACGCGUACCCGUACGACGUGGACACCAAGUUCCCGGCCUACAUCUGGCAGACGUGGAAAUACGGCCCUACCCAGGCCGAGUUCGCCUUUCGCGAGCAGGAGGCCUCGUGGUCAGACCAACACCCUGGCUUCGUGCACGAGGUCAUCACGGACGAGGUGGCGGUCAACAUGCUGCGACUGUUCUACGCGGCCGUGCCGGAGGUCCUGGAGGCCUACCAGGCGCUGCCACGCCCGGUGCUCAAGGCGGACCUUUUCCGGUACUUGAUUCUGUACGCCCGAGGCGGCAUCUACUCCGACAUCGACACGUUCGCCAUCAGGAGUGCAGUGGAAUGGCUGCCGCCCCAGAUCCCGCGCGAAACGGUCGGCCUUGUCAUUGGCAUCGAGGCGGACCCUGAUCGCCCCGACUGGGCGGAAUGGUACAGCCGCCGGAUCCAGUUCUGCCAGUGGACCAUUCAAGCGAAGCCGGGGCACCCAGUGCUCCGCGACAUUAUCACGCGCAUCACGAACCAGACACUGGAGAUGAAGCGCUCGGGCAAGCUCGCGAGCUUUCUGGACAAGAACAUUGUCGACUUCACCGGCCCCGCGAUCUGGACGGACACCAUCUUUGACUACUUUAACGACGAGCGGUUCUUUGACAUGCGCGACAGCAGCAAGAAGAUUGACUGGAAAGACUUUACCGGGAUGGAGACGAGCAAGCGGGUGGGUGACGUCGUGGUCCUGCCCAUCACGAGCUUCUCACCGGGCGUGGGACAAAUGGGUGCCAAGGAGCCCGAUGAUCCCAUGGCAUUUGUGCUGCACAACUUUGAAGGCACGUGGAAGCCCGAGAGCGAGCGCCAUAUCGGCGAACAGCAGCAGGUGAUGUAGCGCGUCGCGCUGCUCAGACCUGACUAACCCUUAGUCUACAUUCCCGACGACCGGAAUGACAUGAAGCCCAGCUCAGCUCAGUCCCUUCCUGUCAUCCGCCGACUGUACAUAUCAAUACCCGACAGCCAUGUGUUGUCUCCCGCAUUGGGUCGAGCGUGCGGCGCUGUAUAUAUUGGAGUUUGGCUGCUUUUGGGAACGUAAUUUCGUUCAUUCAUAGCGUACUAUAGAGGAUGCGUGCGGUCAAAGGGGACAGUCUCAGCAGGCUGAGUGGGCAGUUCCCCAGCCACGCACCAAAGAGAUAGAGGCGCCUGGAGCGACAUGAGAGGAUCGAAUUGCA
Emericellopsis atlantica is the source of this 1667-nucleotide messenger RNA. RefSeq names its product glycosyltransferase sugar-binding region DXD domain-containing protein-containing protein. The record is from RefSeq and is a predicted model, not a curated record. Lineage: Eukaryota; Fungi; Ascomycota; Sordariomycetes; Hypocreales; Bionectriaceae. Gene Ontology annotation, cellular component: mannan polymerase complex. Gene Ontology annotation, molecular function: alpha-1,6-mannosyltransferase activity. Bases 206 to 1330 code for a protein of 374 amino acids. Gene Ontology annotation, biological process: protein N-linked glycosylation. The transcript is spliced from 2 exons.